Pristis pectinata (smalltooth sawfish) is the source of this 2855-nucleotide messenger RNA. Its product is annotated as epidermal growth factor receptor kinase substrate 8-like. Gene Ontology annotation, molecular function: actin binding. The record is from RefSeq and is a predicted model, not a curated record. Gene Ontology annotation, cellular component: vesicle; ruffle membrane; plasma membrane. The coding region runs from base 219 to 2078 and encodes 619 amino acids. Gene Ontology annotation, biological process: Rho protein signal transduction; positive regulation of ruffle assembly; regulation of Rho protein signal transduction. The transcript is spliced from 21 exons. NCBI's taxonomy places the organism in Eukaryota, Metazoa, Chordata, Chondrichthyes, Rhinopristiformes, Pristidae.
UGCCUCACAGCCCCAGGGAUCCGGUUUCAAUCCUGAACUUCAGGUGCUAUCAAUGUGGAGUUUACAUGUUCUCCCUGUGACCAUCACCCAGUAAAACCCAUAUUAUAGCAACUCUACAAAGGGGCCCUGCGUUGAAGUAGAGAAUAAAAUGGGUUGUUUUCUCUGGAGUGUUGGAGGCUGAGGGGAGACCUGACAGAGGAUCCUGAGCAGUGACAGCGAUGUAUGGAGGUUAUGACUAUCAACACAUUCCUUCGUAUGAUGAGAACCAUUCCUUCGUCAAUGGGCUUCCGCCCGAGAAACCUCCAUUCCAAAAAGCCCAAAGUACUUCCAACAGACCAAGUGCAAAGGCCAUUUACCAGCAAAGAAAAGCCUAUGCGAAGAAGCUUAACUCCACAGAUAACCUAAUCCAGCACCGUGUUGAGCACCUGAAUACCUGGGACCAUAACUUGAAUGACACGGUAACGGUGGAACAUUGCAUCCAGCAGCUUAGGAAACUUCAUGCUGAGGGGAAAAUCUGGGGUCAAGACAUGUUCCUGCAGCUGAGUGACACUUCCUUCAGAUUGGCUGACCUCGAGACGAAGGAUGAGCUGGAGAACUUUCCCAUUGAUACCAUUCAGGACAGCAGGGCAGUAAUGAAUAGAUGUAUCUACAACUCUAUUCUGGCAGUCACCAUCAGCAGAAGGCACAUAAUGAAGACCAGUACCUUCUUGUUCCAGUGCGAGGAGGUCUCUGCCGAUAUCAUUCAGCAUGACGUGGAGAAAAUGAUCAGAAGAAAGAAGGAAAGAGGAAAAGGGGACAUGCAGAGAAACACUCCAGGAAACAUGAUCUCUCAGCACUCUCAGCCACCUUAUAAGAAAUCUCCAGCGCCACCGCCCCUUCGACAAGGAUCAGCCCUACCAAACUAUGAUAAUAAUGUAGGGCCUGCAAUGUCAGAGAAUGGAAGCUGGACUUCGUCUGAGACCUAUACAGAUUCAACAAUCAGCAAUGAUCUGGCAGCUUCGGAAUCAGAAAGAAAUAAGGAAAUCCUCAAUCAUGUCAUAGAUGACAUUGAGCUCUUUCUGGAUAAGAUUGAAAGUGCCAUUGACUCCAAUCCUCAGCUGAAGAAGAAGAAGAAACCCGGAAAGUUUAAAGAUAUAUUGCCUCCAGAGUCAGACUACAGGGAUUGCCUGCAGAAGAUAAAAUAUGCCUUUAAUUUGCUAAGCCAGCUGGAGUUCCAACUUGACAAACCAAGUGCCUCAGACUUCGUUCACAGCAUGUUCCAGAGUCUUGACUUGAUCCUGGAAAACCUCCCGAAGAAAAAUCUAGCAAAGGAUGUGACUGUCCCCUUACUGAUGGCAAGUUCCAUAAAAUUCUUGACUUCAUGCACAAGUACAGAAGAGAAAAAGAUCUGGAAUAGUCUGGGAGAUGCAUGGCAUGUUCCAAGAUCAGAGUGGCCAAAUAAUGAAAGUUUGGGAAAAUACGAUCCUACAUUUUCAGAUGGUUGGGUUCUUCCUCCACGGCCUUUGCAACAACAUCCACCUCCUCCCAAUCAAUACAUGAGUAAUGGAGCAGAGCGUCCAACAAAGCAGGUGGGAAAUGGCACUUGGCAAGAUAGAAACCCAUUUGAGAGGUCCCAGAAGUUUGCCAAGGCAAUCUACGAUUUCACGAAAAGGAAUCCCCAGGAGCUCACAGUGAGAGCAGACGAUGUUCUCGAGGUGCUGGAGACUUCAAAGCAAUGGUGGAAAGUGAAGGACAGGAAUGGUUUUGUUGGUCACAUCCCCCACAACAUCCUGCAGUAUAUGGAUCAGGAGGAAAGAGUUUCCUUGGAUGUUGACAACAAUCGUGGUAUCCCAUACCUCCCCAAGGCUCACUCUUCUCAGCUGACAAUGCACUCCACGCCUAGUGAGGUGACAGCGUGGCUCCAGGACAAAGGCUUUUCCAGCAGUACUGUGAGGUCUUUGGGGAUUCUCACUGGUUCACAGUUACUGAGUCUAUCUGAGAGAGAAUUGAAGAUGGUUAGUGAGAAUGAAGGACAUAUUGUCCACGAUCAGAUUCAAAGGAGUCAGCUACCCACCCAUGCAUGGAAGACAAAUUAUUAGAGAUUAUUAGAAGAAUGAAAUCUGCACAAGAAAACCUAUUUAAGGACAACAUUGUGGACAUAGUGACUUGGACAACCCUGUUUAGAUUCAUAUCUCAGCACUUAUCUAUAAACUUUCUUUAAAAAAUAGACAGGAUUAGUAUGUUGAGCAUCCUUUUAAAAUCGAUACAUAUGAACAGGUGUCUGUAUCUGUAACUGAAUUUAUGUUUGAAGUUUCCAAUCCAACACUCCAUGUUUCUAGCCAAAGAAAUUAGUUUACAGUUAAAAGUGUUUAAUGUUCUAUAUCAUGUUCAUUGAAAAAAAAUCUAAUGGCACUUAAAUUGAAAGCUGACUAUUGGCAACGAAUCUUGGCAGUAAACCAGUAAUUAAGAGUAUAAGCCGUUGAGAUGAAGGGAGUGGAAGUAAGCUUGUGUGGUGUAACCACUGGCAGAAAGCAUGAACCUGCGGUUAUAAAGCACUUUUCAUAACUUCAUAACAUCUGAAUGCACUUCAAAGCAAAUGGAAUGCUUUGGAAAUGUCGUAACGGCUGAGGUUCACACAGCAACAUCCCACAAGUAGUAACAUAAUAAGUUUGCUAGCUGAGUGAUAAACACUGGCAUAUAACAGUCGGGCUGAAUGGCCAGUGCUGUGCUGAGAAUUCCAUAUAAUUCUGUGCAAUAAGGAACAAGUGUAUGGUUUCAUUGCAAAACACAUGAGGAAUCUCACACAGAGACCCUUUAUUUUGCAAUCUUUGACAUGUUAUAUAAUAUAUUUUGUUCUCAUGUAACGAUUCUAAAUA